Molecule: messenger RNA, 1231 nt
Organism: Mangifera indica (mango)
Lineage: Eukaryota; Viridiplantae; Streptophyta; Magnoliopsida; Sapindales; Anacardiaceae
Product: zinc finger protein ZAT5-like
Exons: 1
Coding region: 247-1059 (270 amino acids)
Source: RefSeq, a predicted model, not a curated record
UACAUUGCAUCUUCUUCUUCUUCUUCUUCUUCUUCUCUCUCUCUCACUUCAAACACCUGUUAAUUUUUUCCUAUAUAUACCUUUCUAUAACUUCCAUCCUUGGAAACGCAAGACUGGCAUACUAAAUUCCACCAUUACUGCUCUUCUUAUUUUCCUUUGACUCUCUUCCCUUUCUCUUAACCACCCAAUUGCCUUUUUAUAUAUAUUCACAUUCAUAUAUACAUUCAAAUUCCUCCAUUGCUCGUGAUGGAAGUUCAGGAGGAAACUAUGGCUCUUGUUAUCAAAGGAAAAAGGACUAAGCGUCCUCGGCCGAACUCUCCACUUACGUUGCCUAUGGUUUCUACUUCUUCUAGUGCCGUUGAAAGUGAAAGAUUUAGUGACAAUUCUUGUCCUACUACAUCUUUUGAUUUCGCCACAACCAGUACUGAAGAAGAAGAGGACAUGGCGAAUUGUUUGAUCCUUUUAGCUCAAGGUCGAAGCUUUGAAAGGAAAGUUUUUACGGAUGAUGAUCAUCAUCAUCAGCUGGUUGAGAAUUAUCAGUGCAAGACGUGUAACCGGUGUUUUUCUUCAUUUCAAGCCUUGGGCGGACAUAGAGCCAGUCACAAGAAACCCAAGAAUGUUAAUGAAGAAAAGAAAACUUUGUUGGUAAUCAAAGAAGACGAAGAUCAUAUCAGCCAGAUGAGCACCGCCCUUUCUCUGCAAUUAUCAAAUAGGGCGUCUCUCUGUGUCAGCAAUAACGUCAAGGUCAAUAAAGUUCAUGAAUGUUCCAUUUGUGGCGCUGAGUUCUCAUCCGGGCAAGCCUUGGGCGGCCAUAUGAGGCGACACCGAGCGUUUAUAAGCAAUAAUACGACGACGUCAACAGCUUUGAGUAUUGCUACAAGCAGUGAUCAUCAUCAUCGUCAUCAUUUGGCGGAGGCCAAGAGAAAAAGAAAUUUGUUGCACUUAGAUCUUAAUCUUCCGGCGCCGGAAGAUGACUGCCGGGAAUCGAAAUUCAGCUUCUCUUCAAAAGAGCAAGUUAUCGUCUUCUCAGCUUCUUCGUUGGUUGAUUGCCAUUACUAAACGACUGCAACAAACAACCUUUAUCUUUAUCUUUUUUUUUCUUCUUCUUUUUAAUGGAAUUGUGUUACGAAGAAAAUGUCAAAAAUUACCAUUGUUAAAUUCUGUAUAAUGUAAGUGAUAAUUGUUUAUUCUUUGAAAUUGAUGGAAACGGAAAUAAGAGAUUGAGGAAACA